This is a messenger RNA of Colletotrichum higginsianum IMI 349063, 927 nucleotides long. RefSeq lists its product as uncharacterized. The transcript has 4 exons. Bases 1 to 927 code for a protein of 308 amino acids. Lineage: Eukaryota; Fungi; Ascomycota; Sordariomycetes; Glomerellales; Glomerellaceae. The record is from RefSeq and is a predicted model, not a curated record.
AUGGCGGUCAUCGACAGUCUUCUGGAGGUCGACAUCUCGAUUCGUAUCAAUGGUUCGGAGACCGGCUGCACCGAAUACGACGACUGUUGCCCACCGCCUAAGCCGGCUGGGGUUGGGCCUGCAACGCACACAAUCUCCAAAAUCAUCGAAAGUCAAGAUAAUGCAGUGUUCAAAGUUCACUAUGAGAUCCGGAAUGCUCGCCAAUGGAUCGUAGGAACUCGAGCUCUUUCAGUAGAAUGUUACAUUGACGGCAACAUGGUACGCCAUAUUUGUUUGCUGGAGCACCAUAUUCGAGAUGAAGCCGUACGAGGAUGUGUAGAGGAAGUCAUUACCAACUCAACCAAUCCCGGCAUGGCAAUGUUGAAGCUUUUCAGCUUCGCAGCUAUCAAGAAAGUGGAAGAGUGCGGCGCUCGCGUCAAUGAGGACAGGAACCUCGCGGAACAUCUUGGCAACAUCGAGAUCGUCAUAUCCCGGUCCAAGGUUUUGAGACAGAUACCUUCGAAGCCGUUUACAGUGAAUACAGAGACUGAGGAGAAAGCUUUGAAAGGCAAAGACUUAACGCAUUGCACCAGUUUCUUAGAUGAUCGGGAAGUGUUUGAACGCCCCAUCUUGGAAUUCGAUAUUCUUGGCGCUCCUAUUGCCCGAUUCACCUUUAGAUACAGGUCCAGGGCCAUUCUCCAAGCCGAGGGAAUCGUUUCCCGCGACCCUUCCCCUGGGCCCUCGCACAAACCUCAACCUCAGGGUAUUGCCGGUCUUCCCCUAUCUGAGAUCCGGAGACUCGCCCAAGAGCGUCUUGACCAGCUUGCCAAACGCAAGAAGGAGGAUGAAGCCACUGUGAAGCGGGAUGCAGAAGAAGACGACAAUCCCCGUCCACGCAAGGUCUACAAGAUGAAAGAAUAUGCAAUCAUCGAUCUGACCGAUUCUUAG